Symbiodinium pilosum is the source of this 735-nucleotide messenger RNA. NCBI's taxonomy places the organism in Eukaryota, Dinophyceae, Suessiales, Symbiodiniaceae. The record is from the annotation of a GenBank genome assembly.
AUGAUUGUGGAUGCGCUGGUCGAGUACGAGCAGCCCAUCUUCAUCUACAUCCCCAAGCAUGGUGAGCUCCGUGGAGGAGCUUGGGUGGUAAUCGACCCGGCGAUCAAUCCGGACAAGAUGGAAAUGUAUGCGGAUGUGGAUGCUCGCGGAGGCAUCCUGGAGCCUCCAGGCAUCGUGGAGGUCAAAUACCGAGCGCCCCAGCAGGUGGAGGCCAUGCAUCGCAUUGAUGCCAAGCUGAAAGACCUGGACUCCAAGCUUGUGGGUAAGGAGGGAGCCGCAAAAGCAGAAGUGGAGAAGGAGAUCAAGGCCAGAGAAAAGCAGCUGCUUCCGCUGUACACCUCUGUAGCAACCACCUUCGCGGACCUCCACGACCGAGCUGGGCGCAUGAAAGCAAAGAACGUCAUCCGCGACAGCAUUGACUGGAAAAACUCGCGCCGAUAUUUCUUCUGGCGCGUGAAGAGGAGGAUGUUGCAGGACCACCUGAUCAAGCGACUUCAAAAAGCGGACCCCACGCUCAGCCACAAGGGCGGUGAGGCGCUGAUCCAGAAGUGGUCUGCAGAAAGCAAUGUUGACUUCUCCAGCGAUCAGAAGAUGGUCAGCUGGCUUGAGUCGCAGAAUGUUGAUGCCAGGGCGGACUCCAUCCGGUCGGCUUUCCUCAAAUCACAGAUUCAGGAGCUCUUUAAUCAGCUCCCAGCGGGCGAGCGCAGCGGCGUGCUGUCGACCCUGCGGGCGUGA